UUCCCCACAAUGUCCAGUGACAGGCAGAGGUCGGACGAUGAGAGCCCCAGCACCAGCAGCGGCAGCUCAGACGCCGACCAGAGGGACCCCCCGGCACCUGAACCCGAGGAACAGGAGGAAAGGAAACCUUCUGCCACCCAACAGAAGAAGAACACCAAACUCUCCAGCAAAACUACUGCUAAGCUAUCUACUAGUGCUAAAAGAAUCCAGAAGGAGCUAGCUGAAAUAACUCUUGAUCCUCCUCCUAACUGCAGUGCCGGCCCUAAGGGAGAUAACAUUUAUGAAUGGAGAUCAACUAUACUUGGACCUCCAGGUUCUGUAUACGAGGGGGGCGUUUUUUUCCUGGAUAUCACAUUUUCAUCUGACUAUCCAUUCAAGCCACCAAAGGUUACUUUCCGCACCAGAAUUUAUCACUGCAACAUCAACAGUCAGGGAGUCAUCUGUCUGGAUAUCCUGAAGGACAACUGGAGCCCUGCUUUGACUAUUUCAAAGGUCCUGCUGUCUAUUUGUUCUCUUUUGACAGACUGCAACCCGGCUGAUCCUCUGGUUGGAAGCAUAGCCACUCAGUAUCUGACCAACAGAGCAGAACAUGACAGGAUAGCCAGACAGUGGACCAAGAGAUAUGCAACAUAAACGACAAACUACUUGUGCAGUGUGAAGGUGCAGAAAGCAACUUUACAGUGUGCAACAAAUCUUUAUAGCCUUUACAAUACGGACUUCUGUGUAUAUGUUAUACUGAUUCUACUCUGCUUUUAUCCUUUUGAAGACUGGGAUACUGCCUCCCAAAAAGGUAAAUGCUAUCAAGAGUAGAAAUUUGUAGCUGUAGAUUAGUUAUGUUUAAAAUGCCUACUUGCAAGUCUUGCUUCUUUGGGAUAUCAAAAUGUAUUUUGUGAUGUACUAAGGAUACUGUUCCUGAAGUCAACCAAAUAUUAUAGUGCAUUUUAGCCUAAUUCAUUAUCUGUAUGAAGUUAUUAAAGGUAGCUGUAGAUUACUAGGAAUUAUGUCAUUUGUAUUAAACCCAGAUCUAUUUCCAAUAUGUGGUACAUGCUGUUGUGAAAACUGUUUUAACUUUUACCUUUGUCAGUUUGUAAUGAAAGGAUUUCCUUUUUCCCUUUGUAGCUCAGAGAGCACCCAGUGUAUCAUCUCAAACACAAUAAACAUGUUCCCCAAGGAGUA
This is a messenger RNA of Numida meleagris (helmeted guineafowl), 1176 nucleotides long. RefSeq names its product ubiquitin conjugating enzyme E2 E3 (gene UBE2E3). NCBI's taxonomy places the organism in Eukaryota, Metazoa, Chordata, Aves, Galliformes, Numididae. Gene Ontology annotation, biological process: protein polyubiquitination. The record is from RefSeq and is a predicted model, not a curated record. Gene Ontology annotation, molecular function: ubiquitin conjugating enzyme activity. Gene Ontology annotation, cellular component: nucleus.